Messenger RNA from Candidula unifasciata, 1469 nucleotides. Lineage: Eukaryota; Metazoa; Mollusca; Gastropoda; Stylommatophora; Geomitridae. The record is from the annotation of a GenBank genome assembly.
GUUAUUACCGUUUUUUAGUUUUAUUUUUCAACUGUAUGCUGACCUUUGGCUCGUACUUUUGUUUUGAUAUGCCAAGUGUUCUUCAGGAUGUCUUUACUCAGACAAACUGUACAACUGGCAAUAAGACACAGCAGUUCAACAGUACAUGUGAUGGAUUAGGCAUGUCAGACGCAGAAUAUAACUUACUAUACGCUGUCUAUGCUUGGACGAAUGCAGUUGUUGUCAUAGCUGCUGGUUUUCUCAUUGACAAGUUGGGAAACAGAGUUGGAGUGUUCUUAUUUUCAUCAUUAUGCCUCUUGGGUUCUUCCACUUUUGCUGCUGGAGUGUUCCUCAAGGGCACAUCUGCCCUUCUGCCUGUCAUGCUGCUGGGACGAUUGCUGUUUGGUGCAGGAAAUGGUUCACUGACUAUUGUACAGAACAGAAUAACGGCAUACUGGUUCAGAGACAAAGAGCUUGCUAUGGCGUUUGGGAUCACGUUGGCUUUCUCUCGUCUGGGAAGUGUUUUAAAUUUCUUUCUUACACAGUCAUUUGAGCAGGAGUAUGGGCUGGUCUGGACCCUGUGGGGAGGAGCAGUGUUGUGUGGUCUGGGGUUUAUUUCUGCUAUCAUUGUCAGCAUAUUGGAUAAACAUGGGGUGAGGCAGCUUGGAGAUGAAGGCAGCAUCAGAAGUGACUCCAAGAAGCUGAAAGUCACUGAUGUCCGUCACUUGCCUCUGUCAUUCUGGCUGAUUGUGUUGACCAUCAUGUUUUUCUACAAUGGGGUUUUUCCGUUUGUGGCAGACGCCAGUAAAUUCAUCAAUACAAAAUACCACCUCGGCAAGACAUCUUCCUAUCUGGCUGGUGCAACAUAUGACGUCUCUAUGGUCCUGUCGCCUUUUCUUGGCGGCAUUAUUGAUGUGUUUGGUAUGCGAGGAUAUCUGGCCAUGGCAACUGCUGUUCUAACAAUUCCAGUAUUUUGUCUUUUGGCUUUUACUGAUGUCUAUCCACUGGUUUCUACUCUUUGGCUUGGAGUCACAUAUUCCUUUGCAGCGGUAAGCAUGAUGCAAGCAUGUGGCCAAGUAUCCCCUCUGGUAGUGUCCCAGGCCACGCUGGGCACAGCCAUGGGUCUGACAACCAGCAUACAGAUGAUAGGCAUCGGAGUCUCCAACCUCAUUGUGGGACAGAUCCUGGGCAAGGAGUCUGCAGAAGAAUCUGUAGGUGAGGUUUUAAACAGAUGGAAGUAUGUCAUGAUAUAUCUAUUGGGCAACACUGUCUGCUGCAUUGCCUCUGCCUUCUUUCUGAACGUGGUUGACCGCAGGAGGAAUGGCAUCUUAAACAUCAGCAGAUGGAAGAAACAACAGUUGGCCAAACAAAAAGAGGAAUCAGAACAGAGCACUAUCCACAACACAGAUGAUUUAUACAGAGAAGAUGAGCCGUUACUUCCUGGUGGUUCCGGGCAUCGGUAUCUCAGAGAUGGAAAUGCAUUAAAUUGA